GUUCCUGCAUUUAUCUUUUCUCUUUCUCCCUAUUUUCCAUUUCUCUGCUCGCAUCUUAACUUGCAGGCCUUGUCGGUGGUCCGAAUUGAGCUGCGAAAUCACCCAAAAUCCCGAAUAUAUACUCGAAGCCUGGGGCAAGUUGUGCAAUUUGGGUGCACCAGAAGGUUUUUAAGGCGUUGAAGACCCUUGCAGUGGAAACUCAGAAGAACAGAGAUUUGUUCCUGGAUGCGGGAGGAAGUGAACUGCAGUACUUGUGCAGUGGAUGCAGAUUGGGUUUAGAAGACGCCGGCUGCUUUCCAAUUGCGAACCGCCCGCGCCAAAGGGCUCCCCCCUAUUGACUCUUGACCCUCGACUCAGUCAGGUCUCCCACUUUCCAUUGGUAGCUGCAAUCCAUGGAAGGUCUCUGAUUUUCCCCUGGUGUGAAGAGCGAUUCCAGCCGACUGCCCCAGGCGAUUUCCCUUCAGCGGUAGCUUGGACCGAGACCCGUCGCAGAUUUCCGGAGGGGAAAGCACGGCCGUCCUUUGCAUCUGCUCAUCAAUCUGGAUUCACCUUCUCAUCCUCUCUCUUUUUCUGGUCCUUUGCUUGUUGUUGGACGACUUGUAUUGACUCUUCCGACACUCUCCAGAUUCCAGUCGCUCGUUCCAACAUCGGCUGUAAGGCAGAUUGGGCUAGCCCGCUCGACUUCGUGCUAUUCAAUCGGCUCUAUCAGCUGUCCGCAAGAUCCCGUGUCUUCUCAGAUCGAGACCACACGCUCUUGCCAUUGCCCUCGUUCAGCAUCUUUACGCGCGCCAGAAUAUAAUAGGUCGAACAAUCUCGCUCAAGCUGGGUUCGACGGAGUGAAACAGAAAGCGUCCGGAGAACCAUGGGGUGCGAUUGCUAGUAAACGGCCUUCCGA
Molecule: messenger RNA, 895 nt
Organism: Aspergillus saccharolyticus JOP 1030-1
Lineage: Eukaryota; Fungi; Ascomycota; Eurotiomycetes; Eurotiales; Aspergillaceae
Exons: 3
Coding region: 263-799 (178 amino acids)
Source: RefSeq, a predicted model, not a curated record